AUGGAGAACGAAUCGCGACCCACGCGUUACAUGGCCCAUGUUCUCGAAGAGCUGGGCCUACGCACCAUGUGGCGAUCGUCGCUGGACGUGAAGCUUCUCUGCGCGCAACGCUUCGUGCGCCUCUUCGCGUACGGCGGUUCGACCUUAAUUCUAGUAUCGUAUCUGUCGGCCAUGGGGAUUUCAGAUGAUCGAAUUGGCUUGUUUAUGACCCUCACGCUGGUCGGAGAUGUGGUGAUUAGCUUCUUCCUCACCCUAUUUGCUGAUGCUAUGGGUCGCAAGGCGGUGUUGUCACUCGGGUCGAUCCUUAUGGCAGGCAGCGGAAUUGUUUUCGCGUUGUUCGGAAAUUUUUGGAUUUUACUGGCGGCUGCAGUCUUUGGUGUCAUCAGUCCGAGUGGCAAUGAAAUUGGUCCGUUCCGCGCCAUCGAGGAAUCCACUUUGGCUCAUCUCACACCGCAUGAACUUUUGAGUGAUGUUUUUGCUUGGUAUUCCUUAAUUGGCACUGCUGGUUCGGCCACAGGCAUGCUUGUUUGUGGUUGGAUCAUUAAUUCUCUUGAGUCAAUCCACGGAUGGGCCUUCAUUCCCGCCUGUCGUAUCAUUUUCUUCGUCUAUGCCGGCGUUGGCGUCGUUAAGCUGAUCUUUACUUUGGGCCUGAGCGGAAAAGUCGAGGUCCAAAAAGAAGAGCCACAGGAGCAGAGCUCUGAAACCCGACCGCUGCUGGCAGAACAAGCCGCACAGGAUGUCGAGCCCCCAAAGAAGAAGGGACUAUUUUCGUCUAUCGAGAAGGACUUGUGGUCGCUGGUUAUUCGUCUCUUCAUCCUAUUCGGAGUGGACUCGUUUGCGUCUGGAUUGGCGUCAUUGGGCAAGUUCAAUCUGCCUGAAGGCGAACUCGGCACCAUCUUCUUCACCACAAACAUUAUUUCCGCAGUAUCCAUGCUGGUCGCCUCAUCUCUCGCGAAGCGAAUUGGUAAUGUCAAGACUAUGGUGUUCACUCAUUUACCGUCCGCGAUCUGCCUGGCUCUCAUCUCCGUCCCAUCCAGCCUGCCUUUGGCACUGACCUUCUUGGUUCUGCGAGCCUGCACCCAGAACAUGGAUGUGGCGCCUCGCUCCGCAUUCCUCGCUGCAGCUCUGCCGGCAGACAAGCGCACUGCUAUCAUGGGCGCGGUGAAUGUCGUGAAGACUACUGCCCAGAGCAUGGGUCCUCUGUUGACGGGUAUCCUGUCGCGUAAUGGCCACUUCGGUGUGUCCUUCAUCAUUGCAGGAUGCUUGAAAGUGGUUUAUGAUCUUGGCAUGCUGUACAGCUUUGCUGGAAAUGAGGCUGCCCGUCGGAAACAGGCAGCUCAAGACGCCAGCGAAGAGACAAGUUAA
Penicillium vulpinum is the source of this 1365-nucleotide messenger RNA. Its product is annotated as putative MFS transporter. Gene Ontology annotation, biological process: transmembrane transport. The transcript is spliced from 4 exons. Gene Ontology annotation, molecular function: transmembrane transporter activity. NCBI's taxonomy places the organism in Eukaryota, Fungi, Ascomycota, Eurotiomycetes, Eurotiales, Aspergillaceae. Gene Ontology annotation, cellular component: fungal-type vacuole membrane. Bases 1 to 1365 code for a protein of 454 amino acids. The record is from RefSeq and is a predicted model, not a curated record.